This is a messenger RNA of Toxotes jaculatrix (banded archerfish), 1924 nucleotides long. Its product is annotated as cell surface glycoprotein 1-like. Lineage: Eukaryota; Metazoa; Chordata; Actinopteri; Toxotidae. The record is from RefSeq and is a predicted model, not a curated record. The coding region runs from base 159 to 1151 and encodes 330 amino acids. The transcript is spliced from 2 exons.
GCAUGAACGAGCACGGUGCGCAGCGGCGUUUGCGGAGCUGGCGCGCGCUUCCACAGGCAGUUUGACGCGCGGACUUCUCCAAGUCGAGAGUGCGAGACCAUCUGCAACGCUUUCUACUUUUACUGCAACGCAAAAAAAAGGGGUUCAACAGGUUCAUCAUGGGAAACAGGUUCAGCAGAAAGCGAGACGCUCCAGCCAACAGUGGGGAAACUGCAGCCACCGAAGAGAAGACUGCAGAGGAGCCAGCAGCCUCUCGGCCAGCAGAGGAGUCUGGGACAACGCAGACUCCGGAGGCUGCUGAGACAGAGAAUCUAGAUGUGGUGGUGGGGGAGCCAGUGACACCAGUGGCACGUUUACCCAGUGAAGAAUGCAUAUCAGAGUGUAAACUGGUAGAUGCUCCCGCUGCCUCAGCCACACUUAAUGAUGCUGAACCAGAGCCUGUGGCAAAGAAAACCCCAGCUCCAGUCCAACCUGAGCCUCAGGUCUCAAUCAGCAAACCAUCGCCCCCAGAAUCAGAACCAGCUGCAGAAUCAAAACCUGUUGCUGAAGCUCAGCUUGUCCCAGAACCAGCUCCAGAACCAGCCUCAGAACCUGUUCCUGAACCAGAGCCUACCUCAAAUCCAGAGGCAGAAGUUGAGGCUGUCCUUGAGCCCAUCACAGAGUCAGUACCAGUACCAGUACUAGCUGAGGCUCUGGAGCAGCAGACAGACAUGCUUACACAAGAAUCUCUCCCCGAGCCAGCGCUUUCUUCACCCACUUUGAUCGACUUGGCUGUCCCUGAUGUCUCUCCCCAACCUGUUAACACUCCCCCCUCCCCAGCUCCCAUCCCUGACCCAGUCAGGGCAGACGAGCCCUCGGACAUCCCAGUGACAGAGGAAUGCCAAGACAGUGCUGAGGCUGCUGAGAGUUCCACGUUUGAGCCGGGAAAGUCGGAGGAAACAACAGAAUCUCUGGAAAAGCCGACGGAGGUGGAGGCCACAGAGAAUUCAGAGCAGCUUGUGAGUGAUGUCAAUGUGGAAAGCGUGAGUGGGCUCCUACAAAACUUGGAGCUGAAAGGAAAUGACCUUGUCUCUGACUUCAUUCCCAGUGAUGUCAAGAUCCCUGAUGACACUCCCAUCACAGACAUAAGCACGUCUACUGAGCUGAUGUGAAUCCUCUGAAGAGAAUUCAAGCAAUAAGUGAAAUGGGUGUUUUUCUAUGAAACCUCCUUAACCUUACACGUGACUUCCGAAAGAAUUACAGAUCCAAUGGUUUUUUUUUUUUCUUCACUUGUGUGGCCUAAUAAAGGCAAACUUUUUUUUCUCUUUCAAAAUGAACCAAAUGUGCCAAAUGAGCUCUGGAACAAACUGAUUUUCACCCCAAACUAAGUAUUGAUCCAGUGCUGUUUUUUAAAUACAUGUAUACAGCCAUAUGUUGUGUGGGGGUGAUGAGCAAAGGAGCUUAAACAGGACAUUGAAUACAAGUGUACUUAAGUGUAUUGAUUGACAACAGAGAUCUUCCUCUAUGCAAAAUCACUUAGCAAGAAUUAAAUGCAUUUCUCGUAGGGACUUGAAGAAAAAGCCAUUACUACAUAACAAUCUAAUAGCAAAAAAGACAGAAGGGAGUGUUAAAGAAAAAAAAUCACAUUGAUUGAGUGCAAAGGGAAAAGUAAGAGCUUUUUGAAGCGGAUAACUCAAAAGUUAAUGCAAAUGGACAGGCAAGGGACAGAGGCAAUGCAACCAAAGAUGGAGACCAUGUAUGACUACAGUAUAUAGAAGGAUACCAGUAUGAAUACACAUUUAUGCCUUAACAAUAUUUGCCAUAUUUCUCUAAUAGGAGUGACCAUCUCCUUAUUGCAUUUUAAUAAGGGUGUGUGUGUGUGUUUUUUUUUUGUUUUUUUUUUAAGUAGUGGCUUGCUUGUGAAAAUAAAAAACAUUAUUCUGUG